GGAACUAUCUUGUUCUCACAAGGAACACACAGCUAUUCAAAUGUGCACACUGACUCUUCACAAGGGCAAACACCUGUCAUACAGUUUUACAAUCAGCAAACAGAACUUUAGCAUAAAAGGGCAACAGGUGAGCUCUUCUGUGUUGGAGCAAUGGAUGCCAACUUUGGAAACAGAGGCAGAGCCAGAGGAGUGAGAGUAAGAGGAGGAGGAUGAGGAUGAGGAAGACCAAGGACCGUAAUUUCUGAUGAGAUCCGAGCCACAGUUCAACAGCGUGCAAUUUGAAGGAAACUCAGAAAGAGUCAAAGAACUGCGAUAUAACUAUGUGCAAAGAGUCCUUGAGCUAGAGGCAGCUGCAGGGGAGCACCAGUUCAUCUCCAUUGAUGAGGCUGGAUUCAAUCUCACAAAAAGACGAGAAGGGAAGGAAUAUCAUUGGCCAGCGUGCCAUUGUUGACGUCCCUGGCCAGCGCGGAGGGAACAUCACAAUGUGUGCAUCGCUUAGCUACCAUGGCAUCAUCCAUCACCAUGCUACCCUUGGCCCCUACAACUCCGCCCAUCUGAUCACAUUCCUGGACACCCUACACAACACACUCAUUCCACCAGACCAGGUAGAUGGUCCAGAACAGUCCAGGGACUUUGUCAUUUGGGACAACAUAAGUUUCCACUGGGCUGCUGUGGUUCGUAACUGGUUCACUGGCCACCCACACUUUUUAGUUGUUUAUCUCCCUCCAUAGUCUCCAUGUCUCAAUCCCAUUGAGGAAUUGUUUCCUGCGUGGAGAUGGAAGGUGUAUGACCGACAGCCACAAAUGCGUAAACCUCUUCUCCAAGAGGACGCAUGUGGAGAUAUAGCAGCUGAUUCUUUUCAUGGCUGGAAUCGCCAUGCUGGGAGAUAUUUCCCCCGCUGCUUGGCCAGGGACAACAUUGCUUGUGAUGUGGAUGAGGCGCUGUGGCCAGACCGCAACAGGAGGGAGGAUGCAGCAUAGUUUUAUUUUUUACUGUAACUGUAUACAGUAAAUAUCUGUUGGAUGUAGUUUCUGUGUGCAACUUUGUGUUGGUUGGGAAUGGGAUGAACAUUGUGUACAAUGUUUUGUGGGAAAAAUAAAAUAAUUUCUACAUGUAUUUGUGUGUUCAGAGUGUAAAAACAAUAUUCUGAAAUAACAACACAUGCAUGUAUUUACUGUCUGUAGUAUAGUAGGUGUAACACUGAACCAAAAAGGCUUUAGUCAUUGUGAUGAAUGGAGAAGACGUGUUUUCCAUUCAUCAUAGUGUUUUACAUUGAGCACAUGAGUGUUCUGCUGGUUCUUAUAAAUGUCUAUUCAUAUGAUGGUUUGUGUGUGUCAUUUGACAACAAAAUCACAUUUUGAGGAGGAAGUACAAUGUUUUGAAUGUGAAGUUUAAUUUUGUAGGUUAAGUUAGGGGUUUUGCCCAUUUUGUGUGUAUUUUCUGGAUUUGUGUGUAGAGUUCUGAAAAUAUGGGGCAUGCUUUCAGAAAAUGUGAGUAAACAAUUGAGAAAAACUGUAAAGAUUUAAAAAGGUCAAACAGGUUAAUUCAUAAACACAAUAGAAACUAACUUUUGCAACGUUCCAUCAUUUGCUACAAUCAUUUCUCAUGUGCAUUUCUCCAUCACUCCGUAUAAUAACCUCCUGAUGUCUGAAUCUCUCUGAAUUUUUUUAGUAUUUCUCCUUACUUCUAGUUUUAUUUUUCUUUGCUCACGUGAACGUAAUUGCUGCUCACGUCAUCAUUUCACCACUAUUUAAUUAGAUUUUAUUUAACUUAAUUUAUUUAAUUAAAUGAAAUGACAUGUAAUUUAAUUUUAUAUUAUUUUAUAAAACUUAAUUUUAUUUUUGUCGUCAUGUUUCUGUGUCUGAUAUUUAUUCCUCGUGCACAUGUGGUUAUUUUGAUCCUAAUUUUAAAACGUUUAGGGUCACGUGACACCAGAGCUGCAGGUUAAAAUAGAAAAGCCUUUAUUUACAUUUUUAAACUCAAUGUUUAUUUUAUUGAGUCUCCUGUUCUCUCGUAGGCUUUCUCUGAAACCGUCGUGUUUCUGAGUCCUCUCACCAACUUCAGCGUUUAUUCCUGCGCAGCUAAACAUUAGUACCCGACUGCUUUGUUGCACAUUACUGUCAUCUGUCCAGACUUGAAUUCCUCCAGCUCGUUCAGUAAAUCUUGUUGGAUCCAGUAUUCACCCGAGCCCGCCACUCCGUGCGUCUUGGUUCGCUGUGCGCUCUGGCGCCGCCGGAGACCGCAAAGGGUUAAUCCGGGUUACCAGAGAUGAUUGUGCUCAGGUGCCCCGCCAACCCCGGCUCAACUACACUGACUUGUGGAAACGCUCCUUCCUGCUUCUGCUCUGGAGGAGAAACCUGCAAUUGUCAUGUUGCUGAGGGUGAUGCUGCACACCAGGAGCUCUGCAAACACCACCAGCUGAGAUCGACUCUUCUUUAUUUUUCAGCCAGCGGAUAUUUUACAUCAGCAGAACAAUUCUCAGCCGGAUCCCCGGACGCACAACUCUGAUGGAGAUGCGCUGGAUGUUCCCAACGUGGAUUUGCUUCCUGGCGUGCGCGUCAGCGUGGAUGGAGCUCAGCCUGGCGGUCACCUACUCACACGCGGGCAUCUGCCCCAAUGACAUGAACCCAAACCUGUGGGUGGAUGCCAUGAGCACCUGCACCCGAGAGUGUGAAUCUGAUCAGGAGUGUGAGUCCUUUGAGAAGUGCUGCCAAAACGUCUGUGGGAAUCGAAGCUGUGUGGCGGCCCGCUAUGUGGAUGGGAAGAAGGGUCCCAUGGGAAUGCCCAAGGAAGCGUCCUGCGCUAGCUUCAUGUGCACCCAGCAGGGCUCUGAGUGUGUCAUCUGGGACGACUACCCCAUGUGUAAAUGUCGGGACCGCUGUGAGCGGGAGCCACAUUUCACCUGCGCCUCCGACGGCAUGACGUACUUCAACAAGUGCUUCAUGGACGCGGAGGCCUGCUCAAAGGGCAUCACGCUUUCUGUUGUCACCUGUCGCUUCCACCUCACCUGGCCCAACAUGAGCCCUUCAGUACCUGAGAUGACCACCCUUCGUCCAACCACUGCUCCUCUUCAGGCCACCGCCCCCCCUCCCACAGAGCCUCAGCCUCCAGUGGUUGUGGGCGGUCCCUCCCACCAGACUGUGAAUGUGGGUGACACAGCCAGCUUCUUGUGCGAUGUGACGGGUCAACCGCGGCCCGAGCUCAGCUGGGAGAAGCGUCUGCCGGGUUGGGCAGAGAGAGUGCUCAUGAGGCCCAACCACGUGAGAGGGAACAUGGUGGUCACUAACAUCGGUCAGCUGGUCAUCUACAACGCUCAGCUGAAAGAUUCAGGCGUUUACACCUGUACGGCUCAGAAUCCUUCUGGGUCAGUGCAGGCCCACCACAGCCUCACGGUGCUGCCUGCAGGGGGGCUCAUCACCCCCGGGCCCUGGAACCUGACCCGUUGCUCACCUGAAGAGUGUAUCAAACCUACUAAUGCCCCAGAAGAUUGUGGGAGUGACCUGGACAAAAUCAGCUGGUACUACGAGCCUCACACCAACAACUGCAUGGCCUUCACACAUUGUCAUGGCAACCACAACAGUGUGCCACCUGCAAAGCUAUUAGACACAUAUGAAGAUUGCAUGCGGUGCUGCAGCCCAGAGCUACCAGUCCCUUGCAGACUCCCCACCCUGCAGGGCCCCUGUAAGGCGUACGAGCCCCGAUGGGCCUACAGUAGCAGCCUGCAGGAGUGUCACUCCUUCAUUUAUGGAGGCUGUGAAGGCAACGACAACAACUUUGAAUCAAAACAGACCUGUGAGGAGGCCUGCCCUUUCCCAAAAACCCAUCACUGCAAAGCCUGCAAGGCAAAAGGCAAGAUGGUGACAAGCUUCUGCCGGAGUGACUUUGUCAUCAUUGGUCACAUGAUGGAGCUCACACAGGAGAAGGACUCAGGCCAUGCCCUCGUGACCGUAGAGGAGAUCCUCAAAGAUGAUAAGAUGGGUCUGCGCUUUUUUGGUAAGGAACCUCUUGAGGUCACUUUUCUCAACAUGGACUGGAGCUGCCCAUGCCCAAACAUCACAGCAGCAGCAGCAGAGGGCCAGGUCAUCGUCAUGGGCAAUGCCAGCGAUGGCAUGGCUGUGAUCCAGCCAGAGAGCUUUGUGGGAUCUUCCAGUCCUCGUCGUGUACGGAAACUAAAAGAAGUCAUCUCCAAAAACACCUGUGACAUUCUAAAAGCCAUCACCAACAGCCCCCUGUAGGGACAAAGUCUGCAAAUCUGUGACAGGUUGAUGAUUGAUUCUCACUUUAUUUACUUAUUCUCUUUUGUUUUAACUUAUUAGUCAGUUUAAAAUAAAAUAAAAACAGAUUGUUUGCUAUUUUGUGCAUUUCAUCAGCCUUUAGAGGGAUUUGAGUUGCAGACUGAAAGGCUUGUGUGAAAAACUCUUGGCUCCCUUCAUACCUUCUCCAUCCAGGGGAAACAAACCUUUACAAAGAAGCUCAGAAACAAUUUUCUUACUUAGAUACAUGUUUAUAAUUGAAUUAGUCUUUGGUUUAUAAUAAGUACCUUCACAAAUCUUUUUCCACCCCUCUGACUUUGCAUGUUUGCUCAGAAGUUUACACAAAUGCAGUUUAUUAACCAUUGAAUUUGAGCUGAUUCUUCAAAAUGUAUGAGUUGUUAAAUAUUUGCUGGAAGAAGACGUUUUUCAUAACCACUUUGUUGUUGGCUUGUCUCUUGCUUUAGGGACUAUCUAUUAACUCAUAUUGUCAUGACUUGGCUAUGAGAGAAGAAGGGAGACACACCAAGACAACCUCAACAGAACAGGAUCAAACUGUUAUGUUUACUGCUGCCAAAAGUUUCCUACCAAACAAUAUCCCGGACAAACCCCCAGGUAUCAUGACCUUACUUCAAUGGCCACAA
Messenger RNA from Nothobranchius furzeri (turquoise killifish), 4894 nucleotides. RefSeq names its product WAP, Kazal, immunoglobulin, Kunitz and NTR domain-containing protein 2. Gene Ontology annotation, cellular component: extracellular region. Lineage: Eukaryota; Metazoa; Chordata; Actinopteri; Cyprinodontiformes; Nothobranchiidae. Gene Ontology annotation, molecular function: receptor antagonist activity; serine-type endopeptidase inhibitor activity; transforming growth factor beta binding. The record is from RefSeq and is a predicted model, not a curated record. Gene Ontology annotation, biological process: transforming growth factor beta receptor signaling pathway.